Paraphaeosphaeria sporulosa is the source of this 3557-nucleotide messenger RNA. RefSeq lists its product as uncharacterized. NCBI's taxonomy places the organism in Eukaryota, Fungi, Ascomycota, Dothideomycetes, Pleosporales, Didymosphaeriaceae. Bases 294 to 3368 code for a protein of 1024 amino acids. Gene Ontology annotation, molecular function: metalloaminopeptidase activity; manganese ion binding. The record is from RefSeq and is a predicted model, not a curated record. The transcript has 4 exons.
CAGCUGCUCCGCAUCACCAAACAUCGCCUUUCUUUUUCCGGCAUCGUUCGCUUGCUCGCCGGUCAAUCAGGGGGCGGAAGAUAUGCAAUAGGGCCAGCCUGAAGCAUAGUGAGAUUUUUUCACCGGAGGCCUGCAGGUGCUUGUGCCACUUUGCGCUAGUCUGUACAUUGCUUCACCGGUCUAAGACUUUAAGCACACAUAGCGCACUGCUGUCCGCAUCGCGGGCUUCAAUUGCUUUUCUAGCUGCUUGUUUCUUGCAGUGUGCUUCGCAGGUUCGAGGCCUUGGUCACGAGAUGGACGACUUAGCGACGAAUCUCGAUGGUUUGAAGCUUGCGGAGCGGCUGCAUGGGGUGCGACAAGGGGAGUACUGGUUGCAUCUUGAGGCAGAGGGUCCUUUGGAGAAAUAUCCAGCGAAGCAACAUGCACGGCGGGUGCGUGAGCGCCUGGAUGUGGCUGAGGGCUUGAUUUACCUCCCUGGUGCACCAGCAAGAAGCAAUGAGGAUAGUGACAUGCCCGCGCCUUUUCGCCAGCGCCGGUAUUUUUACUAUAUGAGCGGCUGCAACGAAACGAGCUGUCAAUUGGCGUAUGACAUCAGGCGAGAUAUUCUCACCUUGUUCAUUCCGCGUAUCAACCCGGAUCGCGUUGUUUGGAAUGGCCGCGGCUCAACUCCUGCAGAGGCUAUGGAUAAGUACGACGUUGACGAGGUUUUCCACACAGACCAAGUGGAGUCUUGGAUACAUGACUGGUUCCUUCACUACCGACAUGAUCAGCAACUCUAUGUCCUGCACAAGGAGCAAAUGCCGCCUUUGCGAUUUCCCUGGCCCGUGGAUUGCACUUCGUUGCUGCCCGCGAUGUAUCAGUGUCGGAUGAUUAAAGAUGACCAUGAGAUCAAAUUGAUUCGCAAGGCAAACGAAAUUUCGUCCAAAGCACACAAGCAAGUCCUUGCCAACAUCACCAAAUUCCACAACGAAGCCCAAGUCGAAGGACAGUUUCUGAACACUUGUGUGUCACAUCAAGCAAAGCAACAGGCUUAUGACAUAAUUGCAGCCUCUGGGCCGAACGCCGGCACCCUGCACUAUGAUGCCAAUAAUGAAGACUUCGAAGACCGCCAACUCAUGUGUCUGGACGCUGGAUGUGAGUACGAGCUAUACGCAUCCGAUAUCACGCGAACAUUCCCUCUUUCUAAGUCCUGGCCGUCGAAAGAGGCCGAGAACAUCUACAAGCUUGUUGAGCGCAUGCAAGAAGCUUGCAUUCAGAAGCUAGCUCCAGGCGUGCGGUACUUGGAUCUUCACGUAUUCGCGCAUCAGAUUGCCAUCGACGGCUUGCUAAAACUUGGUCUGCUGCACAACGGUACACGGGAGGAGAUAUUUAAGGCAGGCACUAGCAAGGCUUUCUUUCCCCACGGCUUAGGCCAUCAUGUGGGGUUGGAAGUGCAUGAUGUAGGGCAACAGGAGUUGAUGAGCUUGUACAAGCAUCCUAAGUACGACAAGGUUCCUUCACUAUAUCCUGAAGACUUCCAUCUGCCCGUCUACGACACGAAACAGUGCAUGGCCCCAACAGAUCCCCAGAGCCCGCAUCUAGAAGAGGGUAACGUGGUCACCGUGGAGCCAGGAAUCUACUUCUCCGCAUAUGUGUUCAGCCACUUCUACCUACCAUCUCCAGUGCAUUCUAAAUAUAUUAAUACCGAGGUACUUUAUAAAUAUUUUCCAGUAGGAGGCGUUCGGAUCGAGGACGAUAUCCUCAUUACUUCUAAAGGCUAUGAGAAUCUCACCACUGCGCCAAAGGGCGAUGAUAUGUUUACUAUCAUCAGAGGACAACCUACAGGCUCUACUAUCAAGUCUCGCGACACGAGGAUGGACACCCUACAAGAGCCACUUCGUCUUGCGCCGGGUAUCUCAAAACGUGUGGCGGAUCCUUUGUUGGAAACCAUUUCCCCAGCUGCCACAGAUCCUCGUGCCACUAUACGAAGAGCAAGCGUAGAAGAGGACCCGACCUUCCAGGAUCACUGGCUCUUCAAUGAUUCAAGGAAAACGGCUCAAUCUACCCGAGAUGAGAGAAAAGAGAAGUCUGCCCAGACUGCGCGUCAUGCCGUCUGUCAAAAUAAUCAUGUGCCUCUGUGCGGUACUGCUUCUGCAGGUGUCGAACACAUGUACAUGGGCUGGCAGAACCAAGUCAGAAAUAAUACGGCUUCUCCUUAUCUUGGAAUUGGUAUCAAGGCUCCAGUACAAAAAUGCCAACAGUGUGUUGUUCUCUCUGAGGCAGUCGACCGCCUUAGGGAGACUCUAAGUCGCUCGACCAAGACCUCGCCAACGACUUCACCGAGACUUGGGAGCGGCGAAUUUGAGUGCCGAGGCAGUAACAAACCAGUACCGCCGACUGGGAAUAGAUUUGUCCCCCCAAUGGGGCCUAAAGUAUCAGAGAUGCGACAGAUCAACCCAUUGCCACCGAGAAACUUUGCGGACAGGACACUGCGUGAGCUCUCAGCUCCAGGAUAUGAGAUACCAUCGUCUUCCACCAUACAGUGUCACGAAAUAAUUGACAACACCACCACCACUGCACCGCGAGCAAAGACUCAACGACGUUCUGUAACCUUCGAUAGCCUUCCUGCAGUACGCCCUCAGUCGCUUACGGCUCGUUCAGAAUACCUUCCCAGGCCCAGUGACUGGUACACCGAAUCCCCGCGUCCUAUGAACAUGCGAGCAAACCUUCCUGUGCACAACUAUUCUGAACCACCAAGAACCACGUCCUCUGUCAUCCCAGAGCCGAAUCCAACUUCUCAGUGGAACUUCACAAAUCUUCAAAGGCAUGUCCCGAAGCCGCAACCUCCCCUGCCGGAGGCAUGGGCGUCUGUAGUCCAAAGGAAGAGGGUGUCGGCCGAUGAUCUCGCCCGAGGAAGUCUCUCCGCAGCAGUCGAACGUGGAAAAGAUCGCGAGCCAUGCACGCAUCCGGCCGACUUUCUGCGUCGCCCCGAUCCACGGCCUUCGCUACCAAACCUGCGUCAAGGCGCACUGCCUGCGAUAACCAGGAGAGAAGGCGCCGCUUCCGUGCGGAGUAAUAUCUCAAACUCACAAAAUCGCCAAACUGCGUACAUGGCGGACUUGUCUGCAUACGACCAUGGCUUGAGGCACAGACGCUCGAUGGGCAGUGCGCUCAGAUCUUCCGCGAAUGGUUGCAUGUUGCCCGAGACCCAACCCCCGCUCGACAGCGCUUCUCGUAACGCAGCGGCUACAGUGUCAAGGACGCAGGGUAUUUCUCACUGGAACGAACAGCGCCAGCGCCUCGAGAGACUUGAGAGAGAAACGAGGCCGUUGUACGGCCGCUCCCGACCUGGUGGAGAGGAGCUUCAGGGUGUGGACUACACGCGCUAGUAAACGCGUCCUUGUACAUGCACGACGUCGGUUGGAUUGCGGUUGACGUUGGGGCUGGCGUGCAGAGAAGCGGCGAGUCGGUGGGGGUUCACGAUUUCCAAUUUGCUGAUAUAAAUACGUUCUACGCUUUACUUCCCUUAGCAGCCAGGUAGGUACCAUACGUUGUUCAUACCAAUACGUUAUCCAUGU